Molecule: messenger RNA, 1703 nt
Organism: Paramuricea clavata
Lineage: Eukaryota; Metazoa; Cnidaria; Anthozoa; Malacalcyonacea; Plexauridae
Source: the annotation of a GenBank genome assembly
GUGGAGAUUUUACAAAGGGCGAUGGAACUGGAGGUACAGUACCUUGUACGACUGACUCAGAUAUAUGGUGUGUGUAAUAUUUGGGUCAUUCUAGGAUCGAAGAAAAUGUAAUACAUAAAAAAUCUUAUCUCGGUUGACUGUCGGACGUUCCGGAUAUGAUGUCAUAUAACAUCAAUAGCAAUUCUUUUUCCUUUCGUUUUUGCUUGUCUUCCCUUAAUUUAUGCCGGUAUAUAUAAUCACAUAUGCGAAGUGUAUUUAUAAAUACUUGCAAUUUACCAACUGUAGCAAUGUUUUGGCAUAACUUAUACUGUAUACCCAUCCAUAAUAUUAAGAGAUGGCGAAGACCAGCAUUGCUAUUGGGGGUCUGCCGAAAAUUUGCCCGACCUUCGUGGAAUUGCGCAACCCAAAAAAAGUUUUCCCCUUGUAUAUUUUCCGAAAUGCUUGUCGUGGAGGGAGAGGGUGGUAGAGAGGGCAAAAACAAACAUUUUCAAAAAUACAUUAACACAUUUUGAAGCGUUGCAUAUAUUUCUUCCUAUUUAGUCCACCAACUUAAUGCGCGCCGCCCGACCAGAAAAAUAUUGGGGGGGGGGGGUCGCGUACGCCUAUGUUGGUCAUUAUUGGGUGUGUUGGUAACAAAGACAAUCCUACAAAGAUAAUGAGUUAGCAUGCAUAGGCACCCAGCCAAACUCUUUUCAAGAUAGCAUUGGCGUCCAUGUAGAUGAAACUUUCAUUAUCUGAAAGAUUUUGAAAUAUUGCGUAGAAUAAAUCUAAAUCGUAUUCUCACCAGCACCAUUUCUCAUUUUCAGGUAAAAGUAUUUUUGGCAAAUAUUUUGCGGAUGAAAAUUUUAUUAUUAAACAUUAUGGAAGCGGUUGGUUAUGUAUGGCAAAUGCUGGUAAAGAUACUAACAAUUCACAGUUUUAUAUCACAUUGGCAAGGACAGCUUGGCUGGAUGGUCAUCACACUUGUUUUGGAAAAGUUCUUAAAGGAAUGGUAUGCUAUUGCUAGGUUUCGUAUUUAAGCUCUGUAUGAAACUGUUAAAAUUUCAAAAUUUUCAUCUACAAAUCCCUUCAACAAUUAGUUAUAUCGAGUGAGAUGGGGGGGAGGGGGGGGGCAUGCAUUAGAGGGUGCUAGGAGGGGGUUAGAGGGGGGAGGGUGGUAGAUCAAGUUUCACGUGAAGAAAAACAGCCGUUUCACUUUUACAUGUAGAAAACUAAUAAUUAGCGAAACUUCUACCAGACUAUAUAUAUGGUUGAAUUAACCAGAUUAUAUUAGGUGGAUUAUUAACCAAGAAUUCUGGUUAAUUAAUUAGUUGCGAGUAACGUACCAGGACUGUGGUUAACCAGGAUAUUUAAACGGGAACACUAAGUUACCCCAAACAGUGUUAAUUUUGGAUUAACCAGGAAAUUUUUAACAAAGGUGUUCUGAGAGUGUAUAUUACUUAACAAAAAUGACUAAAAAUUUCACGUGGCAUUCCUACGAUCCUCUCUUCAAAUCACUCGAAAAACUAAGUUCUUGCAAUAUUUUGAUGGUAUCUUUGAUGAUUUAAAUGACUGGUCGAUCUUCUCUAUUUCAGAAAAUUGUGAGAAAGAUAGAAGCAGUACCAACGGACAAUCAAAGCCGACCAAAAUCUCCUGUGAAAAUAGUCAAUUCUGGAAUUCUUGCACUCGACAGGCCAUUCGAAGUUGCAAUGACCAGUGUUUAG